AGCAUAGCUGGUGUCUCCCUGGGAACGUAGCGGACAAGAGUAGACUUUGCCCUGCAUGAAGCUUUUCAGGAAGUAGACCUGCGUUGGAGCCCAGAGUAAGAGACUUACAUGGAGAGACCAGCAGUGGCCAGUAGUGAACAGCUCCCUCCUCCCUACAACCCCUCUUGCCCUCCACAUUACCCCCCUGGAGCAGGAAACAAGACUGAGGAUGUGGUCAUCCCUCCGGCCAGCAACAUUGAAAUGCUGGAUGGUGCUCCCCCGGAGUACACCCAAACCUUUGAGGAUGUUAACUGCUUCUCAGAAGCUUCUAUUCGAAGAGGUUUUGUGAGAAAGGUGUACUUGACUCUUGUGGUACAGUUACUGAUAACUGUUGGAAUCAUUUGUGCCUUCCUCUACUGGGAGACCCUGAGAACCUGGACAAGACGCACCUCAUGGUUCACCUACACAAUGAUGGCUGUGACAAUAGUUCUCAUCAUUGUGCUUUCUUGCUGUGGUGACAUACGUCGGAAGGUUCCGUUGAACUUCAUUUUCCUUGUGCUGUUUACUAUUACAGAGGGUCUACUGCUUGGAUCAGUUACAGUGUUCUACAAUGCGGAAGCAGUGCUGUGGGCAGUGGGGGCUACUGCCUUGGUGUCCCUUGCACUGAGUGUGUUUGCAAUGCAAUCUAAGUGGGACUUCACCACAGCAAGUGGGUCCAUUUGGGUAAUAUGCUGGACACUAGUCUCAUUUGGGUUACUUUGUGCUAUCAUGAGGUCCCAGUAUCUCUACAUUGUAUACGCAUCGCUGGCAACAUUGGUCUUCUCUGUUUACCUGGUGAUAGACACACAGCUAAUGCUGGGAGGGAAGCACAAAUACAGCCUCGAUCCGGAGGAGUACAUUUUUGCCGCUCUGAAUCUCUACCUUGAUAUUAUCACCAUUUUCCUGCUGAUACUUCAGUUGAUCGGGCUCAGUCGCUGAUCUACCAAAUGGAAAAUUCAUCGAAGGCCCUGUCCUGUGUUGCUGCACUCUGCAGCUUUGUGAUUCUGUAUUUAUUUUUGCACCAAUUUCUUCAUGUUUGUAUGAUUGCAGAUGUUGAUAUUGAAGUAUCAUGGAACUUUCAGUGUGAUGUGAGCUUUGUAAUACAGGUUCUUUAAAUGAA
Messenger RNA from Colossoma macropomum (tambaqui), 1138 nucleotides. RefSeq lists its product as uncharacterized. Bases 109 to 957 code for a protein of 282 amino acids. The transcript is spliced from 10 exons. Lineage: Eukaryota; Metazoa; Chordata; Actinopteri; Characiformes; Serrasalmidae. Gene Ontology annotation, cellular component: membrane. The record is from RefSeq and is a predicted model, not a curated record.